CAGAAGACAUGUGGGGAAUGUAUGGCAGCUGGAUCACCUUGUGGAUGGUGCAGUCAAUUGAAUUACGAAUUCCUGGAGAGAUGUGACCUGAAGGAUAACCUACUGAGGAACAAGUGCGACCCGUCCCAGAUUAUGACUGUGCAGAGUUCCAUAUACCUGAAUGAAAACAAGCCACCAAUGGAUUCUGACUCCGUAAAGAACGCCAUACAACUCUCACCUCAAAAAGUUACAAUCAAGUUGAGGCCAAACGACCCGUUCACAUUCAACGUUCACUUCCGACAAGCUGAGAACUAUCCAGUGGACCUCUACUUCCUGAUGGACCUCUCACAGUCCAUGGCCGAUGAUAAGGUCAAGUUGGCCUCGCUUGGUGAUGCCCUUGCUACAGAGAUGAAUAAGAUAACGAAGGACUUCAAACUUGGCUUCGGUUCAUUCGUCGACAAGAAGACAAUGCCCUAUGUCAGUACGGUACCGGCCAAACUGGAAAACCCAUGUGAUGAAAUGCAAGAUUGUGCAGCCCCGUACGGCUUUCGUAAUGACCUCCCACUCGACAUUGACACCUCAAGGUUCAAGGCAAAGGUCAAUGAGGUCAAGGUCUCUGGCAACCUGGAUGCACCAGAGGGCGGAUUCGACGCCAUCAUGCAGGCCAUUGUAUGCCAAAAAGAAAUAGGUUGGAGAAAUCAAUCCAGGAAGAUGUUACUCUUCUCAACUGAUGCCAGCUUUCAUUACGCUGGAGACGGAAAGCUUGGUGGCAUCGUUACUCCGAACGACGGCCAGUGUCAUUUAAAUGCCCAGAAUGAAUACAGCGAGAGUCUCAACCAGGACUAUCCCUCAAUUAGUCAACUGGCUCAGAAGAUAUCUGAAAAGAAGGUGACAGUUAUCUUCGCUGUUACUUCAACCCAGGCAAGGAAUUAUUAUUUCUACAAGACGUUAAGUGAGUUUAUAGAGGGGGCUACGGUCGGGGCUCUGGCCGAAGAUUCCUCGAAUAUCGUGUCACUGGUCAGGGAUAAUUAUAACAAAAUAAGUAGCAGUGUUGAGUUGAAGACGAAAGGUGAAGAGGACACACAGGUUAUCAUCAAGUCAAAAUGUUUUGGGUCAGUUUUGUGUGACACGGCGAAAUGUGAUGACAUCAGAAUUGGGAGCAACGUGACCUUUGACGUGACCUUAAUGGUGACCUCGUGCCCCAAGGACAAAUCAAAAUGGAAGAGAACUUUCUCCAUAUACUCCGUCGGCUUUUCGGAGGAGGUGGUUGUGGAUGUCGAGCUGAUGUGCAGUUGCAACUGCGAAGGCCCGGAUCAAGAGGUGCAACGGAGUGAAGAGUGCAGUCGUGAGGGCACGCUGUCGUGUGGCACGUGCCUCUGCAACAAGGGCUUCUAUGGCAAGAAUUGCGAGUGCUCUUCAGACGAAAUGGGAACCGAUGAUAAUUUAUGCAAGAAGUCAGGGACGAGUACCAGCAAGAUAUGUUCGGGGCAUGGUCAGUGCAUAUGUGGCAAGUGCGAGUGCAACCCCAUCAACCCUUCCGACCCCUCCAAGAAGUACAGUGGCUCCUACUGCGACUGCAAUAACUACAACUGCGACUACGAAGACGGCAAGCUCUGUGGAGGCCCAGAGAGAGGUGUAUGUGUGUGUGGUAGUUGCAAAUGCAAUGAGGGCUUUCAAGGGGCAAGUUGUGGCUGUGCCACGAGUAAGAAGGAGUGCAUAGCUUCUGAUGGGAGUGAAUGCAACAACAAAGGCUAUUGUGAUUGCGGUCGUUGCAGAUGCACUGACGUCACAUACAAGGGCAAGACCUGCGAAGAAUGCCCCACGUGUCCGACGGCUUGUGACGAGAAGAGGGGCUGUGUCCUCUGCAGGGCUUUCAAAGUUUACAGCAAGUUGAAUGAGGAGGAAUGCUCGAAGCAGUGCGAUCACGUGGCUGUCGUUCAAGAGAUUGAUAAGAUUGACGAAACAGUGGGCCAGUGGAGGUACUGCAAGUUCCGUGAUGACAGUGACGGAUGUGACGUGCAGUUCAAGUGGAAUGCCGACAAUAACGAAAUCAAAGUGGCUAAGAGCAAAGGUGACGUCAUCUGUCCCACCCCGGUGAACCUUCUCUGGAUCAUCCUUCCGGUCAUCAUCGGCAUCCUCGUCAUCGGCCUGCUGCUGCUCCUCAUCUGGAAACUCCUCGUCACACUCCACGACAGGAGAGAGUAUGCCAGAUUCGAGAAGGAGAGGGAGAACGCCAAGUGGGAGAUGGGUGAGAACCCGAUAUACAAGCAGGCUACAUCAACGUACAAAAAUCCAACGUAC
Molecule: messenger RNA, 2280 nt
Organism: Helobdella robusta
Lineage: Eukaryota; Metazoa; Annelida; Clitellata; Rhynchobdellida; Glossiphoniidae
Exons: 22
Biological process (GO): cell adhesion mediated by integrin; integrin-mediated signaling pathway; cell migration
Cellular component (GO): focal adhesion; cell surface; integrin complex
Molecular function (GO): integrin binding
Source: RefSeq, a predicted model, not a curated record